Messenger RNA from Amorphotheca resinae ATCC 22711, 894 nucleotides. RefSeq lists its product as hypothetical. The record is from RefSeq and is a predicted model, not a curated record. The transcript has 3 exons. NCBI's taxonomy places the organism in Eukaryota, Fungi, Ascomycota, Leotiomycetes, Helotiales, Amorphothecaceae. Bases 1 to 894 code for a protein of 297 amino acids.
AUGACAGUACAAACAUUAUUGUCCGCCCUUGGGCCAGAAAUAGAAGAUCCAGAAGAAGAAUCAUUUCUUCUCUUCUCGCAGUCGAUCCCAUCUCAGAAUCUUGGGUUCGUGGAUUCUAAAGCUACAUUGUUGGAGCUGACAGUUGGUUCUCGUGAUCUUUCUAUUCAUCAAUCGCCGACUAUACUGUCAUCAAACCGAGGAGGUGGGACAACCGGUGCUGUUGUCUGGAAGAUCACCCCUCUAUUUGCCUCAUGGAUUACUUCCGCUUCAAAUGUUCUCUUCACCCACAAUGUCCUUGACUCCAGUUCGGCGGUGAUUGAAUUAGGAUGCGGAAUAUCCGGAAUCAUUGGUCUAGCACUGGCUCCGCGCAUCCAAUCUUAUGUCUUGACAGACCAAGACUAUGUGAUGAAGCUACUGAAUGAGAAUCUAAGAGAGAACCAGCAAAAUAUGUCCUCGGGCAAAGGCCGGAAAAGCACACCAAAACCGAAGAGAGGCUCUGUGUCCGCCCCUGCACCGAAGGCGGAGAGCAACAUUACUGCCCGGCCUCUGGAUUGGGAAACAGAUGAAGUGACAGCUUCACUUACAGGAUCUACAUCGAGUCACGAUUUCGAUGCAGUUAUAGCAUGUGACUGCAUCUACAAUGAUGCUCUCAUUGAACCUUUGGUACAGACUUGCGUCAAUGUAUGCAAAAUGCGCCCUUCGGAUACGGCAGAGGAUAGACAGAAGCCUACAGUAUGUAUUGUGGCACAACAGCUUCGGUCCGCCGAGGUAUUCGAGGCCUGGCUCAAGGCAUUCAGCAAGGCAUUCCAUGUAUGGCGUGUGCCGGAUGAAAGUCUGAUUGAUGGAUUGAAAUCAGAUUCUGGAUUCGUUAUUCAUAUUGGUAUCUUAAAGUAG